Messenger RNA from Scatophagus argus, 3638 nucleotides. Its product is annotated as zona pellucida-like domain-containing protein 1. NCBI's taxonomy places the organism in Eukaryota, Metazoa, Chordata, Actinopteri, Scatophagidae. The transcript has 11 exons. Bases 1596 to 3056 code for a protein of 486 amino acids. The record is from RefSeq and is a predicted model, not a curated record. Gene Ontology annotation, cellular component: cell surface.
GUAUACAUUUAAGAUAGGCCUAUGAGUAUGUUCUUUACGUAGCACUGUGUUUUUUCUCUACAUUUCAGAGGGGAAAUAUUGUACCUUUUACUUCACUGGAUUUAUUUGCUUUAGUUAUUAGUUCCAUUACGAAUUAAAUUUUUUGCACACAAAACAUGAAAACGUACAAGAAAUGAAUAAUUUAUUCAAUGGCAAAAUUUUAAUUGGUAACUAUUUAGAUUAUCUCUUCAGUCAUUUUUCUUGUAAAAAUAUUUCAUGGUUUCAGCUUCCAAAAUGUGACAAUUCUCUGCUGUUCGGCUGUUUUCCAUGUAGUUUUAUUAACACAAACGGAACAAAAAAAUUCAAUAAAUGGAAAAAAUAAUAAGUAGAUUAAUUCAGAACAAAAGUAAUCAUUAGUUACAGUCCCAUACAAAAUAGAUCGGAAUAAGCUUCACUCUCAAACUCUAAAAUUGUACUUUUACUUCAAUGCAUGAGUCAUAAUGAACUUAUGAUGUCGUAUACAUAGUCACAUGGGACAUUUAUACUGCACUGAGUACUUUCAUUUUUGAUAUUUAAAGUACUUUUCCUGAUUAUUCUGACAUACUUUUACUUAAUUAAUGCAGGACUUGUACUUGCAAUGGGGUAUUUUUACAAUGUGAUAUUUGUAUUUUUGCUAAAGUAAAAGAUCUGAGUACUUUCUCCAUCACUGAAUGCUCUAGGACAAACAUAUAGCAGCUGCUCCAGAUUUGACAGAAUAGAACAUGGUUCAUGAGAGAGGAAAUUCUUGUGACGUAGAAACAUCUAAACGUUGUGUUUGUGCAAACAUUAUGUCCCCCUCAAGCUUUAGCGCCCGGGAUGAAGAAAAAGCAGAUCUGAGAGGUUGCUAAUAACCCACUCAGGUACACUUACGGCUGCUGAAUGGGAUAAGACAGGACUCUGACUUAAUGCUGAGCUCUGUGUAAGCCCAUCUCCACCCCAUUGUUUGGAUCAGGUCUCAGGGUUCCUGGAGGGGAUCUGAGGGGCGGGGGGGGGAUUCACGGUUCAGGUGACAGCUGUCAAAGGUUUUGUUUGGCAGGGUGUGCCUUUCUCUCCAGGUGUGAGGUGCUGUGUAGGAGACCUAAUUUCCAAAGAGUGGUAGCCCGUGGCAAAAUUGGGGGGAUGUGACAAAAAAAAUGGACGCUGAAGUGGGGCAGAAUUCAUAACAUGGCUUGUUUUAGGUUCUGAAACAAUUCAGGAGGUUAUCAGUACAUUGGUUAUGUAAUUUCUUCAAGAUAGGACGCCUGAGGUUCAGAUAUUUAGGGGUUUUAUAGUUUCCUGGGGAUUUGGUUCUGACUGUAUAUGCUUGGUUGCUGUACUUUUGUAAAGUUAAAAUGAUCUUAUUAUGUCUGUGACCAACUGAGUUGUAAGAAAAAACUUCAGAUAGCUCUAAUAAUUAUGUCUUGUCAAUAUAAAGGGAUCAUCAAAAGAAAUAACGGAAAGUCUGUCUUGUCUAAACCCAAAUAGCAAUUGUAGUAAUUGUAUUCCUCUUGAUUUCCUUAUUUUCAUUCUUAAAUAGAAUCCGUAGAGACAUGAUCUAGGGAACAAUGUAGCUCUUGACAUAAUCCUCCACCUGACCAAUGAUACUCCAUAUGGGUUCACCCAUUGUUCCAUGUCUGUCAAAUGAUCUGUUGGCUGGAUCCAAUCAGCUUGUGUUGCUCUGUUACCUUUCCUUUUCUUCUCAGUGGGCUUCCUGUGAACUCCUUUCAGCUGGAAAGGAGGCCAGUAUAAAUCAUGAAGUAAUGAAGGCCCACAAGCAGACACAGAAAAGAUUCACUGAGAUGGGGCAAUACUCGUCUGUCCACACAAGCAAUUGGAAGACAAUGUGGCUGGCCCUUCUUACUUAUCAACUUGCCACACUCCUUCUCACCCAAGGUCAAAAUGUCUGCAUUGGACACUCCACAUUCAGAAGUCCAGAGAACUCGGACAUUGAGGUCAUCUGUGGCUCCCAGACAGUGGACCUCAGGAUUCUUCUGUGUCCCAUCUAUUUUAAUGGAUACAAUGAGUCACUGCUGGCCCUCAACUCAGAGCACUCAAAACAGCAGUGUAUAGGGACUCCUGACUGGACGGCUGACCCUCCCGUUGUAAAGUUCAGUUUCGCCAUCACAGAGCAGGGAGUCUCUUCCUGCUCCAAUGAGCUGACAGUCAGCGAGGAGGUGGGUACUGGACAGUUUGCCGACUUCUCUAAUGUCCAGUACAUCACCAUCUCAGGCAUGGUCUGCUCUGAGGACCCCAGCACGGAAGCCAUCACCUAUCAUCAAGAGGUGAUGUACAGGUUCUCCUGUCACUAUCCACUGCAGUACCUGGUCAACAAUACUCAGAUGAGCGUAUCUGGAGUCAGCCUGGCAGUCCAAGACAAUAAUGGAAGUUUCAUCAGCACACUGAGCAUGCGACUCUACUCGGACAAUAGUUACUCCUUCAAGCUGCAGAUUCCUCCGGAAGGUCUGGAGCUAAAGACCAGGAUCUUUGUAGAAGUGAAAGCAUCCAAUCUCACUAACAGAUUCAACGUGCUCCUUGACCGAUGUUACGCCACAGCCUCGCCCUUCCCCAUCAACACCUCUUACCACGAUCUGUUUGUUGGAUGUAACCGGGAUGGCCAGACAGUAAUGGGAGUUAACGGAGAGCAACAGGAAGCCCGCUUCUCGUUCGAAGCUUUCCGCUUUGUCCAAAGCGCAGAAACAACUUUCUCCACCUACUAUGUUCACUGCAUCACCAGACUCUGUGUGAAUUCCUUCUGCCCCAACCUCAUUCAGAACUGCAGCAUUGGCCCCAGUUUGAGAAGACGACGCAGCUCCAGCGACACACAGGGCACCACAGUGAGUGACAUGGCCACUGUCAGCUCGGGCCCCAUCAUCACCCGUCGAGACAAGGGGUAUCUGAUGGCAUCUGGAGGUGCUCAGCACACUCACAUGAACAGCAGCGUGCUGGCUGCUUCAGUUGUAGCAGGCGUCGUUGGAGCCAUCUGUCUUAUUCUGGUGGCUUUCGUUGUUUACCACAUGUACAACUCUAAUGUCAGCUUCAGCAAGACAAUUCUGUCCUGAAGUGUUUAUUCAGGUUUUGUAUGAAUCAUUGGUAUUAUAAUAUACAAUACAGGUUCCUUGAAAUAAGCAUAAGAGACAUGAAAAAGCAUAAGCACAAUACCAGGAAGUUUUAUCUUCUUAACCUGAGUGGGUUCGUUCAGCCUGAAAGAGAAAAACAAGUAAAGAAGGCAUCUGAAAGAGUAUGAUGAUUACAGUUAGGUGUGCCUCAGUGAUAUCGCAUUAAUCUUCUCCAGCCAACAGAAACAACAGUGCCAUACAUGCACUUUUGUUUUCAUUAUAUACUCAGGGUGAUAGGUAGCCCAUUUAGGCUUUUUAUAUACUUUUAUAUCUAUUAAUGGGUCAGAGGUUUUUGUAUUUCUAAUACUAUUGAAGGUUUUUAGCAAAAACGUAACUAAAAAACGUAAAUUAUGUUAUGUGAAUUUUAAGUUUCUUGCAGUCCUUUUAAAAGAUGUCACAAAACUGAUGUAUACAAUGCUAUACUUUUAUACUGGUGUUUGUAAUAAAGGUAUAUUGUUUCAUAUUUUUUAUAAGUGCUUGCAGUAGUGUUUGUUAAUACAAUUAUCUGAGAAUGAGUUUCUUUAA